AUGGAACUCAACCAAAAACAUUUUCGCGCCAUAAUUUAUUACAACUUUCAGACAGAAUUAUCGCAACCAGAAUGCCUUCCUGAGUUACUGGCUGUUUUCGGCAACGAAGCGCCACAUCAGUCGACAAUUUCCCGUUGGUAUGGAGAAUUCAAACGUGGACGGGUGAGUCUUAGCGACGAUCCCAGGGUGGGUGCACCAAAAACGGCAGUCACCGAGGAAAACGUCGAUGCUGUGCGCAAACUCAUCAUUGAAGAUAGACAUGUAACAUAUCGCGAGAUUGAGGCGUCCUUCAAGAUCUCAAAGACCUCAAUUCAAAAAAAUUUACAUGAAGAAUUAGGAUUAAGAAAAUUAGUUUGUCGUUGGAUACCCCACCUGUUGACUGAAGAGCAGAAAGCAGCCAGGGUUAAUUGUUGUCAAAAAACGCUUGACCGUUUCAAUUCCGGAAACUCAAAAAACUGUUCGGCUGUUUGGGUGUUCAAAGGUGAAGAAAAGCCAACAAAAGUCAUCCGUUCUCAAAGUGUUUCGAAAACGAUGGUCGCGACAUUUGUGUCAAAAGAGGGUCAUAUUGCAACAAUUCCUCUUAAUGAGCAAAGAACUGUUACUGCGGAUUGGUAUACCACCAUUUGUUUGCCAAAAAUCAUUACCGAGCUUCGAAAAAUCAACCCCGAAAGAAUAAUCAUCCUCCACCAAGACAAUGCAAGCUCGCACACAACCCAAAAAACAAGGCAGUAUUUAAGGGAAGAAAACGUGGAAUUAUUGGACCAUCCUCAAUAUAGUCCCGAUCUAAGUUCUAACGAUUUCUUUACUUUCCCGAAAAUUAAAAACAAAGAAGCAGUUGACGCAUUCAAAAAUGCCGUUUUGAAUCUGCCAGCAAACGAGUGGAAUAAGUGCUUCGAAAAUUGGUUCGAGCUCAUGCAGAUGUGUAUUAAUCUUCAGAUCUGGAAGCAGUGGGGAUGCAACAAUCUUGUACAGUUUAAUGCUUCCAAAUUAUAUCCUAGCCUCGAGUAUUGCUCGCACGUUUGGGGUGCUGCCGCCCCGAUUAUAUUACUUCUGCUGGAUGCUGUCCAGAGGAGGGCUGUGCGACUGAUCGAUGACUCUUCUCUAACAACCCGCCUGACUUUGGCGUCCCAUCCUAACCGUGUCGAACUUCGUACAUCCGGAACUGGCCGAGACAACCGCUCCGUUGUCCCGAGGGUGUCGAGAAUAUUGAACAAUCUACAAGAGGAAGCUUUUCCUAGUUCUACUAACCUUAGGCAUUUGCGGGAAAAAAAAGACGAUUGA
Molecule: messenger RNA, 1281 nt
Organism: Acanthoscelides obtectus
Lineage: Eukaryota; Metazoa; Arthropoda; Insecta; Coleoptera; Chrysomelidae
Source: the annotation of a GenBank genome assembly